AUGAGGAGCUGGCCAGAGACCUGGUCAACAAGCUCAAGCCCUAUAUCAGGUACGUGGUCGACAGCCCUUUUCUCAAAUUUAUAUUUUACAUUUUAGUCAUUUAGCAGACACUCUUAUCCAGAGCGACUUACAGUUAUUGAGUGCAUACAUUAUUUUUAUUUUAUUUUAUUUUUCAUACUGGCCCCCCGUGGAAAUCAUCUACAGGGCUCCACAUUAACGUUCUCUUGUCCAGGACAAGUUUUUUUUUUUUUUAUGUUGGACAAGAAGAAUAUUGAUUUAAGUUGUCCGAAUGGACAAGUUACAAAAAUCAUCCAAGAUUCACAAAUUCAAACAAUUACUCAGAUCAGAGGCCAACAUUGGAAUAAUAUUAAAAUCUAUUUUUCAUGUACAUAAAUAAAUAAGCCUACAUGUCAAAAUGUAGGUGAUAUGCAUAUUGUCUCAUGUCCAACCCAUGAGGGAGUAGCCAGAAAAUGUAGCAAACUUGAAUGAGACUUUUAAAUAGAUAAAUAUAUGUUAAACACCAGUCAUGUUUGACAAAUAUAAUGAAGGAUAAUUAACAUGAACGUCUACAGGCUUGAUUCUGUCGACAUACUUGAGGCCCGGUUUGUUGAGAUCAAGACCGGAUCAAUGGCCCGUUACACACUGCACAUCACCCACCUUGCAAUCUGAGCAGAGGCGGUCAGCAUUUUGAAACUAUUUUCGGCAGGUAGCUUAGUGGUUAAGAGCGUUGUGCCAGUAACCGAAAGGUCGCUGGUUCUAAUCCCCGAGCCGAUUAGGUGAAAUUCUGUCCAUGUGCCCUUGAGCAAGGCACUUAACCCUAAUUGCUCCUGUAAGUCGCUCUGGAUAAGAGCGUCUGCUAAAUGACCAAUUUAUUUAUUAUUUAUUUAUCUUCAUUGUUUUAAAACCUGGAUGUUUUAUUGUCAUUUUAUGAAGCAUGUCUUGGCCUCGUUUCAAAGUAGCAAAAAUACGACCACAGAAAUGUUUAGGGAUUAAAAACAUUAAAACCAGCAUUUCAAAUCAACGUUAAUUUUAUUGUCCAGCAGCCAAAGACAUAAAUCCUAUUAGUAAUACUACUAAUAAUAAGUAAUAUUAUUACUAUGCGAGUUGAUUGCAUCUUUAGAUCUUCCCUCUUUCUUAAUUUCUAACGGAUAUUUUCAUCUAUGUCACAUGAACGGUGUUUUCCCACUAAUUGCAUGUUGGAACAUUUGCACAUGGCCUACUACAGCCAUGUUAACCUUUUUUAUAAUAUGAAGUAAUAAAACUUCAUCAACAUUUUUAGCUAAACGUUCUGAUCUGUUGCUUCAGCCUCAUUGCUUUAAAAAAAUAAAAAAAUAAUUGGAUCUGUUGUCCCAGAAUUUGUUUUUGAACCGUAGACACGUUUUUUAUCACCAGGGACGACGGGACGCCCUUCAUUUUGAGCCCUGGAGGGAAUUAUUUUAUAAAGACAUGAAAAGUAUUUGGUUGUAAUUGUAAAAUUGCAUUAUUUUAUAGGCUACCAAGGGUGGCCAACCAUCCUCCGGGAGAGCCUUAAAGGGGCAGUGUUGACUUUUGAGGCAGGCUUGACUAUGCAGAGAAGCCAAUAGACAGUCUGAUUCUCUAUGGUAAAAAGAUAGUCAUGUAUUUUAAUUUGUAAAGUGGUUCCUUGCAUCAUACAAAUGACUUGAGCUUUUGGACAAGUAAAAAAUCUGUCAUACUUGUCCAAAGGACAAGUGGCUACAAAAGUUAAUGUCAAGCGCUGAUUUAAUAUGAAGCUGAUUGAAGAAAUCAAACAUUUUGUGUAUUUUUCUUUGUUUUUAUUUUUUCAGUUUUCUCAAUCAAUGUCGCCCCCUGUCGGCGAGCAUUGGCAACGCAAUCAAGUACAUCAAGAAAGAAAUCUCCAAUAUUCCUAGUCGGUGCAAAGAAGAGGAGGUGAGUUUCAGAAUACAGUUUCAGUUCUGUGUGUUAAAAGGCCAGUUUCAGGUUCUGGUCACAUUUUAACUCAUCAUAGGUAGUUCUGGCAGCCAAGGCCGUCUCUCUAAAUACGCCAUAGAGAAGAUCAGUGACGGAGACGUCAUUCUGGAUUAUGGGUGGUAAGAUCUAACGUCUGUCAAUAUCCUUACGUUUUAAAUGACAGAACGUGGGAGUGGAUCGGUGGCCAAACUACCACCCGGCCACUCUGCAUGCAAGGCCAGUGAAGCUAUGCCUCUAACCAUAUUGCUUAAAUCGAUUCCUAUCCUCUCAGAGGAGUGCCUAGGGGGUAUGGGUCAGGGGGUCGGUUUACAAUCCAGUAGUGAUCGUAUAGCGAUCAAGCACUUCUCCCCCUCUGUUGCAGAUCUAAGACCAGACUAGGGGUCAGUAAGGAAGGCAUCAGUUACUGAGGUCUCAUGUCCCUUCUCCCCCUCUGUAGCUCGUCCCUGGUGAACCACAUCCUUUGCGAGGCAUUUGAUAAGAGCAGGUAGUUCCGUGUGAUCAUUGUGGACAGCCGGUCCUCGUCUGGAGGGAAGGGAGGCUCUGAGACGCCUCGUACAGAGAGGCAUCAGCUGCACCUACGUCCUCAUCUCUGCCCUCUCAUACAUACUACCUGAGGUAACCUAGUCCUCAUCUCUGCCCUCUCACAUACAUACUACCUGAGGUAACCUAGUCCUCAUCUCUGCCCUCUCAUACAUACUACCUGAGGUAACCUAGUCCUCAUCUCUGCCCUCUCAUACAUACUACCUGAGGUAACCUAGUCCUCAUCUCUGCCCUCUCAUACAUACUACCUGAGGUAACCUAGUCCUCAUCUCUGCCCUCUCAUACAUACUACCUGAGGUAACCUAGUCCUCAUCUCUGCCCUCUCACAUACAUACUACCUGAGGUAACCUAGUCCUCAUCUCUGCCCUCUCAUACAUACUACCUGAGGUAACCUAGUCCUCAUCUCUGCCCUCUCAUACAUACUACCUGAGGUAACCUAGUCCUCAUCUCUGCCCUCUCAUACAUACUACCUGAGGUAACCUAGUCCUCAUCUCUGCCCUCUCAUACAUACUACCUGAGGUGAUUACAAAACAGAUGACCGCCCCUUGGGGGACUGGAGGUGUCAUUGCACUGUGGAAUUUAGAAUGUAGGCUUUUGGUGUUUUAGGCAUUUGUUGAAUUAUCACAAAUGUUGUUGACCUCUUGUAGAAAAUCCAAACAGUGAUUUAUUUUCUUCUAAUGCUUCUCAGUUUAACCCUCUUUCUUCCCUGUCCUUUUUGUAACAAAUCUCCACAUAGGUGAUAUUUCUCUUUUGUGGGUUUAUAAAUGGUCAAAUGUAUUUAACGUCUAAAUGUAAUCAUUAAACUCCCCCUCUCCCCAGGUAUCUAAGGUGUUCCUGGGUGCCCAUGCCCUGCUGGCUAAUGGCUACGUGAUGUCUCAGAUAGCUCUGGUGGCCAGGACCUUCAACGUGCCAGUCCUGGUCUGCUGUGAGUGCAAACUGACUCCUUUGUCUCAAACGAGCUUGGUAAUGUGGGAGUUAUUUGGCCUCCUUGACUUUACGAUGACAUGUAAAGACCUGCAGUAUGGAGUUACCUUUCUAGAGAUAAUGGAGUAAUCUAGUGUUUGUAAAACAAGCCCAAAAAACAUUUUAGUUGCUGAGUUUGAGUAAUUUCUAUUCUGCUUCUAGUCAACACAGAUAGGAAUUUGCAAAUGUAAUUUUAACUUUGAGACAAAAUUAUCCACAUUUUAAAUUCACAUUUUAAAUUCUAUUCUAUUCCUAAACUGACUAGAAUUGAAACAGCAUUGACACAAACUGUAAUAAGCAUUAGCAGUAAGACUUUCGCUAACCCCUCGCCUUCGACCAAUCACUUUCUUUCCUCAGAUGACCCUGAUGACCUGAUGGUGACCCGGAAGGGGAAGCCCCUGCUGGAGAACUGGCAGGACGUCAGCUCCCUGGGGCUGUUGAAUCUGGUCUAUGACGUGACGCCACCAGAUUUUGUUGACCUGGUCAUCACAGACCUGGGCAUGAUCCCCUGCACCUCCGUUCCUGUUGUACUCAGGGUCAAAAACCUUGAGAGGGCGGGGGUGGGGGAUGACGUGGGCGUCUGA
Coregonus sp. 'balchen' is the source of this 4037-nucleotide messenger RNA. Lineage: Eukaryota; Metazoa; Chordata; Actinopteri; Salmoniformes; Salmonidae. The record is from the annotation of a GenBank genome assembly.